GGUGCGCGUGUCAGUUCAGUUCAAACUGUCAAAAAAAGAAUUUGAGGUUAGGAAAUAGGCUGGGAAUUUUAUAUUCGAAAUUAUAAUUUAUCUUUUGCGAGUGAACUGGAGAGUAAUUAAUAGUUAAUUUGGCACCAGCCAUGGCAGACUCUACUGGCGAGAAGUUGUCCAAGAAGUGAGUAUUUUCUGAGAUCCUGUCCUAUACAUUCGGACAAGAUGAUCAUAAAAAGUAUUGCAACGUUACCUGCGGCUUUCAUCAGAAAUCCAAGACUUCUUCGAUUCCAGAAUUUUUCGGCUUCUAUCAGUAAAGGUGAAUUGAAAAGGAGGUUAAAAGCUGAGCAAAAGUUGAAGGAAAAGGCAGAAAAGGCGGCACAGCAGCCUGUUGUUACCGCAACAGCAGAAAAGAAAUCUUCCAAGCCAGAGGAAGAGAUAAGUCCAAAUGAAUAUUAUAAGUUAAGGACAACAGCUGUUGCAGCUCUCAAAAAUGGUGACAAAGAGGAUCAUCCUUAUCCACACAAGUUCACGGUUACGACUUCACUGGAAGAGUUUAUUGAGAAGUACAACAACCUUGCUAGUGGUGAGGUGUUAGAAAAUGUAACCCUCUCAGUUGCUGGUAGAGUUCACUCUAUCAGAGAAUCUGGAACUAAGCUAGUUUUUUAUGACUUAAGAGGAGAAGGUGUUAAAAUACAGGUGAUGGCUAAUGCAAAAUUGUAUGAAUCGGAAGAAAAGUUUGCAUCAGAUACUGAUAAACUGAGAAGAGGUGAUAUUAUUGGGUGUGUAGGACAUCCUGGAAAGACUAAGAAGGGGGAACUGUCAAUCAUUCCCAAGAAAAUACAGCUUCUGGCUCCAUGCUUGCACAUGCUGCCUCACUUACAUUUUGGUCUCAAGGACAAGGAAACACGAUUCAGGAAGAGAUACUUAGAUCUUAUCCUAAAUGAUAAAGUCAGACAAAUUUUCUAUACAAGAGCAAAAAUUAUUGCCUAUGUAAGACGGUUUCUAGAUAAUCUGGGUUUCUUGGAAAUUGAGACUCCAAUGAUGAACAUGAUUCCUGGGGGUGCUACAGCCAAACCCUUCAUCACUCAUCACAACGAUUUGAACAUGGAUCUGUAUAUGAGAAUAGCUCCAGAACUGUACCACAAAAUGUUAGUGGUUGGAGGCUUGGACAGAGUGUAUGAAAUCGGAAGGCAGUUCCGCAAUGAAGGCAUAGAUUUAACCCACAAUCCUGAGUUCACAACAUGUGAAUUUUAUAUGGCCUAUGCUGAUUACCAUGAUGUAAUGACCAUCACGGAAUCAAUGAUUUCAGGAAUGGUGAAGAGUAUUCAUGGAACUUACAAGAUUAAAUAUCAUCCUGAUGGACCAGAAGGUGAGGAAGUAGAGAUUGACUUCACCCCUCCAUUUGCAAGAGUGCCAAUGAUUGCAACAUUAGAAAAGGUUUUAAAUGUGAAAUUGCCACCACCUGACCAGUUUCACUCUGCUGAAACCAAUGCACUGCUGAGUCAGCUGUGUGAGAAACAUGAGGUAGAAUGCCCACCACCAAGGACGACAGCAAGACUUCUUGAUAAACUGGUUGGUGAAUUCUUGGAGGAUAAAUGUAUAAAUCCUACAUUUAUUUUGGAUCAUCCACAAAUCAUGAGUCCCUUGUCUAAAUACCAUAGGGAUAUUCCAGGUCUAACUGAAAGGUUUGAAUUGUUUGUGAUGAAAAAAGAAAUAUGCAAUGCAUACACAGAGUUGAAUGAUCCAGCUACUCAGAGGGAGCGGUUUGAGCAGCAAGCCAAGGACCGUGCAGCUGGUGAUGAUGAGGCUCCUCCAACUGAUGAAGGCUUUUGCACAGCUCUCGAAUAUGGGCUGCCACCAACUGGAGGCUGGGGCUUAGGAAUUGACAGACUGACUAUGUUCCUUACUGACUCAAACAACAUCAAGGAAGUAUUGCUGUUCCCGGCCAUGAAGCCAGAUGACCCUAAUAAAAACAACACUGAAGAGGAAAAGGCAACUGAAUCAACAUCACUACCAAAUGGAAAAUAAUCACCAGUUAUUAAGAAUACAGUUUAUUGUUUGUUUACUUUGUUCCAAGCUAUUUACUAUACCGUAACAAUGUUUUGUCUGUUUACUAACCCUUAUUUGCUUACAAAUAAAUUAUCAAACUUCUUAGAAAAAAUGAUUUAUUUUGUUCAUUUUAUUGACUGCCUUAGGUAUUAAAAUUGGUUUGCUAUAAGUUAAGCAUCAUAAAUGCACAAAUUCCUGUAACUAUGUGUCUAUUUGGGUAUUUCAGGACUUCGGAAGUUCUUCAUUGAUGCAGGUUGAAUUAUAGUGCUCACCUAAGCUAUACAUAUGGCGAUGAUAAGUAAUUACUAAGGGAGGACCUUCAAAUUCAUUACCCUGCUCUAUACAUUCAGGCCCUGUGGCCUGGAUAAUGUUUAUGGGGUUCUUUAAAACAUUAGACAAAGCUCGGAUUUCUAAUUGUCCUCCCCACACAGCUGUAUUCGUAAUCUUAUCACAAUAAGCCUCAAAUUCAUCAUCAUUGAGCAUCUCUAGAGUAUCUGGAU
This is a messenger RNA of Ostrinia furnacalis (Asian corn borer), 2543 nucleotides long. It is a transcript of the gene LysRS, whose product is annotated as Lysyl-tRNA synthetase. The record is from RefSeq and is a predicted model, not a curated record. Gene Ontology annotation, cellular component: cytoplasm; mitochondrion; aminoacyl-tRNA synthetase multienzyme complex. The transcript has 8 exons. Gene Ontology annotation, biological process: lysyl-tRNA aminoacylation. Gene Ontology annotation, molecular function: tRNA binding; lysine-tRNA ligase activity; ATP binding. NCBI's taxonomy places the organism in Eukaryota, Metazoa, Arthropoda, Insecta, Lepidoptera, Crambidae. Bases 217 to 2022 code for a protein of 601 amino acids.